This is a messenger RNA of Alligator mississippiensis (American alligator), 2045 nucleotides long. RefSeq names its product sorting nexin 1 (gene SNX1). Gene Ontology annotation, biological process: early endosome to Golgi transport; intracellular protein transport. Bases 101 to 1657 code for a protein of 518 amino acids. Gene Ontology annotation, cellular component: endosome membrane; endosome. NCBI's taxonomy places the organism in Eukaryota, Metazoa, Chordata, Crocodylia, Alligatoridae. The transcript has 15 exons. Gene Ontology annotation, molecular function: phosphatidylinositol binding. The record is from RefSeq and is a predicted model, not a curated record.
CGCCCCCGCGGCGGCGGCGGCUGCGGCGCCGUCCCCAUAAGGCGCGGGCGGCGGCUCCGCCCCAGGUGUCCGGAGGCGGAAGUGGCCUCGGCGCACGGAUAUGGCGACGGGCAGCGCCUGCGGCUCCGACCCCGACCUCGAUCGCAGCCCCGGCCCGGCCGAGCGCCUGCCCCCACCCUUGCCGGCCGCUGACAGUGACGCGGAGGGCGAGGAUGUCUUCACCGGCGCUAGCAAACCCAUAGUAUCCAAGAGGGAAUCUCCUCCCCUUUCUCCUCCUCUGCCAGUGACCAGCAGCUCCAAAGAAAAUGGUGUUCAUGUGGAGCAGGAUGACCAGGACCUAUUUGCAGAUGCCACUGUUGAGCUGUCUCUGGACAGCACCCAAAACAACCAGAAGAAAGAACCAGCCAAAGCCUCUAGCCCUGCCCCUCCACUAGAAGUCAGAGCUGUCAGCUCUUCUUCCAGGCAAGCUUCAAAGAGCUAUGAGGAGCUGGAGGAGGAGGAACAGGAAGACAAAUUUGAGCUGACAGUAGGAGUGAGUGACCCAGAAAAAGUUGGGGAUGGAAUGAAUGCCUAUGUAGCCUACAGAGUCUCAACACAGACUAGUUUACCUAUGUUCAGAAGCAAGCAGUUCUCUGUCAAGAGGAGAUUCAGUGACUUCUUGGGUCUGUAUGAGAAGCUGUCAGAAAAGCACUCACAGAAUGGAUUCAUAGUCCCACCACCCCCUGAGAAGAGCUUAAUAGGAAUGACCAAAGUCAAAGUUGGGAAAGAAGAUUCCUCCUCUGCAGAGUUUCUAGAAAAAAGACGGGCUGCUUUAGAAAGGUACCUUCAAAGAGUAGUCAGCCACCCAACCAUGCUACAAGAUCCUGAUGUCAGGGAGUUCUUGGAGAAAGAAGAGCUGCCCCGAGCAAUAGGUACCCAGGCACUGAGUGGAGCAGGAAUACUGAAGAUGUUCAACAAAGCCACUGAUGCUGUUAGCAAAAUGACCAUCAAGAUGAAUGAAUCAGAUAUAUGGUUUGAAGAGAAGCUUCAGGAAGUGGAGUGUGAGGAGCAGCGUCUGCGGAAACUACAUGCUGUUGUAGAAACACUAGUUAACCACAGGAAAGAGCUAGCACUGAAUACAGCCCAGUUUGCAAAGAGCUUGGCUAUGCUGGGGAGUUCAGAAGACAACACAGCCCUAUCCCGGGCACUCUCCCAGCUGGCAGAGGUGGAAGAGAGGAUUGAACAGCUGUACCAGGAACAAGUCAACAGUGACUUCUUCAUCCUGGCUGAGCUCCUGAGUGAUUACAUUCGUCUUCUCUCAGUUGUAAGGGGUGCCUUUGACCAGCGCAUGAAAACCUGGCAGAGGUGGCAGGAUGCCCAGACCAUGCUGCAAAAGAAGCGGGAGACGGAGGCCAGGCUGCUGUGGGCCAACAAACCAGACAAGCUGCAGCAAGCCAAAGAGGAGAUCUCAGAGUGGGAGUCCCGUGUGACACAGUAUGAAAGGGACUUUGAACGGGUUUCUGCUGUCAUUCGCAAAGAAGUAAUACGGUUCGAGAAAGAGAAAUCAAGGGACUUCAGAAACCACGUGACUAAAUACCUAGAGACACUAUUAAAUUCACAACAACAGCUGGUGAAGUACUGGGAAGCAUUCUUGCCUGAAGCAAAGGCCAUCUCUUAACCGGACCAAGCAAACCAGAGCAUACCUGAACUUACUCUGCCUUUUUAUACACUAUACCUCUUCGCCUUUUACAAACAAACCCUAGUUUGAACACAUCCUGCGAAACAGUUAGAGGUUUAACCCCCAGAUGAGCAGCUUACCCAACCAGUAACUCUUCUAACUGUAUAUUUUUCAUUUAGCUUCAUAUAUAUUUUCUUACUGAAGAGAAACUAGUUUCCUGCUUUAAGCAAAGACCUGCAGUAGGUGGCAAGUGUGGGGAGGGGGUUAAUGAUAUAUCAAUAUCAAAUGUAUAUUUUUCAGGCUGGGGGUUUAGGACUCGAAUAAUUCUUACUCCUGCAGUGCCAUCAAGAUUAUGUAACAAAAUAUUUAAAAAUCAGAGCAAAAAACA